CCACUAGAAGAACCCAGAGAAGAACCAGAAGAUCUUCGAGAAAAAUUGGACGUAGAUACGGAUGGGCUAGCAAAUUGUUCAGAUAUUAAUGGUGCCACAGAACCUGUCUCAGUUAUUUGGUCCAACUGGUCACAAAGGGAUUCAUAA
Racocetra persica is the source of this 147-nucleotide messenger RNA. Lineage: Eukaryota; Fungi; Glomeromycota; Glomeromycetes; Diversisporales; Gigasporaceae. The record is from the annotation of a GenBank genome assembly.